Emericellopsis atlantica is the source of this 1176-nucleotide messenger RNA. Its product is annotated as RTA1 like protein-domain-containing protein. Bases 1 to 1176 code for a protein of 391 amino acids. The record is from RefSeq and is a predicted model, not a curated record. The transcript is spliced from 3 exons. Lineage: Eukaryota; Fungi; Ascomycota; Sordariomycetes; Hypocreales; Bionectriaceae. Gene Ontology annotation, cellular component: plasma membrane; fungal-type vacuole.
AUGGCGGGCGACUGUGGCUCAGUCUGCCCCAUGGCGGAUGGAUUCUACAGUGCCAAACCAAACAUAGGAGCCAACGGGGCUCUUGUCGCCUUGUUUGCCGCGUUGGUGCCACUCUGCCUCUUCUAUGGGCUGCGAUACCGUACCAUUAUCUUCUCCGGCUUCCUGUCGACUGGCUCCCUGCUCACUGCAUUGGGCUUCCUCGGACGCCUUCUCCUCAACAGCACGCCCACGAGCCAGGGAUACUUCCUGCUGUCGUUACUGGGAACCGUCCUUGGACCGGUCUUCAUCACCGGGGCUGCUUUUGAAGCAUUGCCGCACAUUCUGAAUGUGUAUGGCGAACGGCUCAGCCCAAUCAGGCCCUGGAUAGUGGCCAUUGCCCUUUACACCGCUUGCCUUGUGGUUGGCCUGCUGGAGCUGAUAGGACUCUGCUUGGCUGCCUUCCCCCCAGGCAUGGAUCGUAAGAGCGGUACGAGCUUGAUCGCAGGUGGGCUGGGCGUGCAGCUCUUGGCCCUUGUGGGCUUCACAGCCAUACAUGCUUGGUUCAGAAUGGGCCUCAGGACCAGGCGAGCCGACAUCGAUCCGAAACACGCUGCCCUGUAUGAAUCAGCCAGGUUUAGACGGUUCUUGCUUUCUACACAGCUUGCCGUUCUCCUCUUGGCCGGUUACUCGACGUACAGGAUUGCCGAGAUGGCGCAAGGCGUUGCAGGGUCCUUGUUCCAGAACCAAUAUGUGACCUGCGUCUUGGAUGGACUCGUCGUGUGGCUGGCGGCCUUGCUCCUGCUGUUGCCUCACCCGGGUUACACGUUUCGUGCUGCUUGGGGGCCAACAUCAGCUUUCCGCCACCGUAAGCGACUGCAACGUCGUCGGACGCCGCCCACGCCGCUCAACCCAAUGCAGCACCGACCGGAGGGGUACAAGGCGCAUGCGAGGUACGACCCUAAUAUCCGAGCCCAGAUCUCGCCCACCUCGCAGCGGUCGCCAAGGGCAUCCGAACCUCCAGCCAGCUCGCCCGGCCUGCCCUCUCACCCCAAGGCUUCCCUCAGGACGAGCCCGAUGCCCUCGCCCACGGAGACAAUGCAGACGACUGGCACGAUUGAGAACAGGACCAGCUUGAAGGCUGAACGGAAAAGCAAUGUCCCGCCCAAGAGGUUGGUUGAGGAAGAUACCCUCUGGUAG